This is a messenger RNA of Pistacia vera, 2091 nucleotides long. Its product is annotated as pentatricopeptide repeat-containing protein At2g03380, mitochondrial. Lineage: Eukaryota; Viridiplantae; Streptophyta; Magnoliopsida; Sapindales; Anacardiaceae. The record is from RefSeq and is a predicted model, not a curated record. The coding region runs from base 1 to 2091 and encodes 696 amino acids. The transcript has a single exon. Gene Ontology annotation, cellular component: intracellular membrane-bounded organelle. Gene Ontology annotation, biological process: RNA modification. Gene Ontology annotation, molecular function: RNA binding; protein binding.
AUGAUGAAACUCGUCUCUUUCCUACAUCGCUCCAGAAAACCCUUUCUUCAACUCAAAUUUCUAUCUUACUCAACUCCACGUCUAGACCCACAUCAAACCGUUGCUUCAAUUCCCCUUUUUUCUCUUCUGGGCAUCUGCAAAAACAUCUUUUCUCUGAAAAGAAUGCAUGCUCUGCUUAUUGUAGACGGCUUAGCUGAUGACGUUAAAUGUAACACUAAACUGGUUAGCAUGUAUGGUUCUUUCGGCCAUGUCAAGUAUGCUCGUCUGGUGUUUGAUCGAAUGCGAGACCCAGAUCUUUAUUCUUUUAAAGUGAUGAUGAGAUGGUACUUUUUGAAUGAUUUGUACAAAGAGAUUGUGGAGUUUUAUAAUAGUAUGAGAAAAUGCGUCAAAGAGCAUGAUAAUGUUGUGUUUUCGAUAGUGUUAAAGGCGUGUAGUGAAUUGCGAGAUAUUGAUCAAGGGAGGAAGGUGCAUUGUGAAGUUGUUAAGGCAGGAAGUCCUGAUGAUUUUGUGUUGACGGGUCUUGUCGACAUGUACGCUAAGUGUGGAGAAAUUGAUUUUUCUCGUCAAGUGUUUGAUGAAACAGUCGAUAAAAAUGUGGUUUCAUGGACUUCAAUGAUUGUGGGGUAUGUACAGAAUGACCGUGCACGGGAAGGAUUGAUUUUGUUUAAUCAGAUGAGGGAAGUAUUUAUUGAAGGCAAUCAAUUUACAUUAGGGAGCUUAGUUACCGCGUGCACAAAGUUAGGGUUUUUGCAUCAGGGGAAGUGGAUUCAUGGGCAUGUGAUCAAGAUUGGUGUUGAACUUAAUUCUAUCUUGGUGACGGCUCUUUUAGAUAUGUAUGUGAAGUGUGGGGACAUUAGAGAUGCUAGAUCGGUUUUUGAUGGACUUUCCACUAUUGAUUUUGUAUCGUGGACAGCAAUGAUUGUUGGAUAUACUCAAAGAGGCUAUCCUGACGAGGCUUUAAAAGUGUUUACAGAUGCGAAAUGGGUUGGAGUUUUUCCCAAUUGUGUUACCAUUACAAGUUUACUUUCAGCAUGUGCACAGCUGGGGAAUUUGAAUCUGGGAAAGACAUUACAUGGUCUUGGGAUUAAACUUGGAUUUGAGGAUCCAACAGUGUUCAAUGCUCUAAUAGACAUGUAUGCCAAGUGCCACAUGAUUGAAGAUGCUCGUUACAUAUUUGAGACAGUUUCGGACAAGAAUGUAAUUGCCUGGAAUUCAAUCAUAUCUGGGUAUUCCCAAAAUGGGUAUUCAUAUGAACCACUUGAAUUGUUGCAUAGAAUGAGAUCAGAUUCUAUCACACCUGAUGCAGUCACAUUGGUGGUCAUCUUCUCAGCUUGUGCUUCACUUGGUACUUUCCAAGUUGGUUCUUCUCUUCAUGCAUUCACCAUAAAAGAGGGCCUACUAUCAUCAAAUGUCUAUGUUGGCACUGCCUUAUUGAACUUCUAUGCCAAAUGUGGAGAUGCUGAAUCUGCUCGUAUGGUUUUUGAUGACAUGGGAGAGAAAAACACUGUAACAUGGAGUGCAAUGAUUGGUGGCUAUGGAAUGCAAGGGGAUGGUAGUGGGUCCCUUGCACUUUUCAGUGAUAUGUUGAAGGAUGAAGUGCAGCCUAACGAAGUAAUCUUCACAACAAUUUUGUCUGCCUGUAGUCAUACAGGGAUGGUUGGGGAGGGCUGGCAGUAUUUCUAUUCAAUGUGCCAGGACUUCAACUUUGUGCCUUCCAUGAAGCAUUAUACGUGUAUGGUUGAUCUAUUGGCUCGUGCUGGCAGGCUGGAAGAGGCCUUGGACUUUAUAGAGAAUAUGCCUGUUCAACCUGAUGUUAGUUUGUUUGGAGCAUUCCUACAUGGAUGUGGAAUGUAUUCAAGGUUUGAUCUUGGGGAGGUGGUGAUUAGGAGAAUGCUACAGUUGCAUCCUGAUAAAGCUUGUUAUUAUGUGCUCAUGUCUAACCUGUAUGCUUCUGAUGGAAGAUGGAGUCAAGUUAAUCAAGUGAGAGAGUUGAUGAGGCUGAGAGGUUUGAGCAAGUCCCCUGGGUGUAGCCAAGUGGAUUUGGAUGUUGCUGAUGAUUUGUCAUGUUCUAGGGUGGCAUCUGUUGCUUAG